AUGGCUGAGUACGGGCGUAUGGACCCGUUCUCCUUUGCGGGUUCCAAGGAUGUCCAUCAUCCUGUGAGCAUUCGCAUAAUGAAUCUUGAGGGCGAGGAACCCCCGUACAAGUUCUCAACCCUUCUCGAGCGCCCAGAGUUGCGCCACAUUGGCUCCAACAUCAGCCCCAACUCCGACCUCUAUGUUACUGUCCAAGUUUGGUCCGGCUCCAAGCCCUUGACUGUUCCGGUCCAGACUGCCUACAAACCCUUCCGAUCCGAGCGAAAAUGGAACGAGUGGAUUCAGCUGCCCAUUACUUACGACUCUCUACCGGCCAACUCAUGCCUGGCCAUCACAGUAUGGGAUCUUUCGCCGGUGGGCGGAGAUGGAGCCAUUGGCCACGCCAUUCCUUUUGGAGGCACAACUCUACCGAUGUUCGAUGACGAAAAUCAAGCACAGAAGGGACGACAGAAGUGUCUUGUACACCGACAUAAACACGCAGAUGGCAACGAUAAUACGGCGACACCUGCGCUGGUUUCGUCCAAGAAGAAAUCGUCUCGAAAAGGACAACUUCCUCCCCUGGACAAAGACGCAGAGGAGUUGGACAGGAUGGAGACUUUGUUUAAAAAACACGAAAUGGGCGAGAUACCUCGGGUUGACUGGUUGGACCAGAUGGUGUUCCGGAGCUUCGAAAAACGUGGCCUUCAAGCCGCCAAAUCAUCAAUGAAAAUGCUCCAGAGGCAACGAGCCAUAAACGGGGAGAACGAUGCGGAGGGCCAAGAUGGUGAGGACAAAGACGGACGCCCAGGUCAAUCAACAUUUCUACUUAACGUCGAGCUUCCACGAUUCGACUUUCCUGUCGUUUUUGCCGACCACGAAUAUGGCCCUCCUCCUAUAUCGGCCCUCCAGAAUCUCUCAGUCUCCCAGGCUAGCAUCGCCCACCGUCAGCCGCAAGUUCAGUAUGGCCCUGGUAUCAAUGCGUUAGGCGAACACUCUACAGCUCUUGGGGGGCGACUGAUCAAAGUUUAUGACCCCGAAGCUGGGCAUAGAGACAAUCCUGCGGAGGCCAAGCACAGAAGAUUGUUCCGAAGCUCACACCGACAUGGUAUUCUUGACAAGGACCUUAAACCGAAUGCAAAGGUUCGAGAUGAGCUUAACUUGAUCAUGUCAUACUCCCCAACUCAUGUCCUCAGCCCAGAGGAAACUGAUCUGGUUUGGAAGUUCCGCUAUCAUUUGACCAGAGACAAGCGGGCUUUGACCAAAUUUGUCAAAUCUGUCAACUGGGGCGACCAAAGUGAAUCGAGACAGGCCAUACAGGUACUUGGUCGUUGGACCGCUAUUGACAUCGACGAUGCGCUUGAACUUCUUGGGCCGUCUUUUGAUAACUCUGCUGUCCGUUCCUACGCCGUAGAGCGACUCCGCAAAGCCGAUGAUGAGGAAUUACUGCUAUAUCUAUUGCAAUUGGUCCAAGCUCUUAAAUAUGAGCAUAUCUCGACUGAAACAGAAGAAGAGAGCUGUCAUGAUUCAUCUUUGGCUCGCUUCCUGAUCCAACGCGCGGCAGCUAACUUCCUGUUGGGAAACUAUUUCCACUGGUAUCUGAUGGUAGAGUGCGACGAUCCGAGUCCUGAACAAGGUGUAGAUAACCGCAACAUCUACCGCAAGGUUGCUUACGACUUUAUGGUUGAGCUUGUGAAGCAGCCAGACGGUCAGGAAACGCGCAAAACUUUACUACGUCAAGCAGAGCUGGUCGCCAUACUCUCAAGGAUUGCGCAAGAAGUCAAAACGUCAAACGAAUCUGUUGCAAAGAAGGUCGACAAGGUAAAGCAUUUCUUAGCUGACCCAAAGAAUGAGCUCCUUGCCUUCGAUCCUCCUUUACCGAUGCCACUUGACCCUUCAGUAUUGGUCACGGGAAUCAUCCCGGAUCAGACAGUGGUUUUCAAAUCAUCGCUUAAUCCAUUCAAAUGCACAUUCAAAACGACAACGGGAAGUUCAUAUCCUAUCAUCUUCAAGCUAGGUGAUGAUCUUAGACAAGAUCAGCUUGUUAUCCAAAUCAUCACUCUUAUGGAUCAGUUAUUGCAGAAAGAGAAUCUGGAUCUCAAGUUGUCACCAUACAAAAUUCUGGCAACCAGUACCUCGGCUGGUGCUUCGCAAUUUGUGCAAUCAGCAAGCUUGUCAAGCAUUGUCAACAAAUUCAAGAACAACCCAGCUUUGGCUUAUCUCAAAUAUCAUAACCCAGAUGACAGGCAACCUCUUGGUGUCCGGCAAGAAACCUUGGAUACGUAUGUGAGGUCUUGCGCUGGCUACUGUGUUAUAACUUACAUCCUUGGUGUCGGUGAUCGUCAUCUGGAAAACCUUCUCCUUGCGCCUGACGGACACUUCUUUCACGCUGAUUUUGGGUUCAUUCUUGGACGAGAUCCAAAACCUUUUGCUCCGCUGAUGAAGCUAUCAAAGGAAAUGGUGGACUGUAUGGGCGGUGUACAGUCGGAGCACUAUAAACAGUUCAAGCAGUACUGUUUCCUGUCAUACACGGCGCUACGCAAAUCUUCGAAUCUUAUCCUCAAUCUCUUUAGUCUUAUGGUUGAUGCUAAUAUCCCUGAUAUCAGACUUGAGCCGGACAAGGCCGUACUCAAGGUUCGGGAGCGCUUCCAUCUGGAGUUGAGCGAGGAAGAGGCGUUGAGAUAUUUCGAUCGAGUCAUUGAGGAUACACUGACAGCGUAUGCGCCCGUUGUCAUUGACAAGUUGCAUGAGUGGGCGCAAGCUUUCAGGGCUUAG
Molecule: messenger RNA, 2751 nt
Organism: Fusarium poae
Lineage: Eukaryota; Fungi; Ascomycota; Sordariomycetes; Hypocreales; Nectriaceae
Exons: 4
Coding region: 1-2751 (916 amino acids)
Biological process (GO): phosphatidylinositol-mediated signaling; autophagy of peroxisome; autophagosome assembly
Cellular component (GO): peroxisome; endosome; membrane
Molecular function (GO): 1-phosphatidylinositol-3-kinase activity
Source: RefSeq, a predicted model, not a curated record